AUUUUUUUUUUUUCACACGGUAUCUGGUGGAUCAUCCAUUUUGGGAGGAGCCGCACUUGUCUGCAAAAAAAAAUUAAAGGUUGAAGCAGAAAACCGCAAUUUACCGUAUAUAACCGUCAAAACUUUCAAAUUCGCCUUGUUGGAAGGCUAUUUCUGCAAUUAGGGAACAUGCUACAGUCCUUGGACUCCGGGAAGGGUGUCCGUCAGGGAGACGGCAGCACUGGCAGUUGCUUUGAAUUUAGAAGUUGUAAUGUGCAAGAUUUGCAGAGGAACCUCAGUUCUUUUAUGAGGUGAGGCUCAACGGUAAGCUACGGCAAGUAUGUGAAUACUGUAACACAAGGGCUUUUCCAGAAAAUGGUAUAUAAGAGGAUGAUAUUUCAAGGAAGUUACCAUUUCUAGGAGUCAGUAAGAAAAAUAUCUUAAGGAUAACAUGGUACCUAUUAUUACAAAUCCAUUACAAGCUUCAACCGACAAGGCCAUCCCCAUUGGAGAAUACCUCUUCUUGAGGAUAGCCCAGGCCAACCCUAAGCUUAGGUCGAUCUUUGGAGUUCCAGGGGACUUUAAUCUUUCGUUAUUAGAACAUUUAUACUGUGAUUCUGUUGCCAAUCAUAAGAAUAUUCGGUUUCUUAGUUUAUGUAAUGAGCUAAAUGCGGCUUAUGCUGCUGAUGGUUAUGCUAAGGCCAUUGAGGGUCUUUCGGUGCUUAUUACCACUCUUGGUGUUGGGGAAUUAUCUGCUAUCAAUGGUAUUGCUGGUUCGUUUGCUGAAUAUUCCCCGGUCUUACAUAUUGUUGGUACUACUUCUUCAAGACAGGUUGGAUAUGCUGAAUCAUCCAACUUGCCAGGAGAGGUGAAGAACAUCCAUCAUUUAUUACCACUGAAAGAUGCCUUGAAACAACCUAACCACGACGUUUAUAAAGAAAUGGUUCAUAACGUGAGUGUUGUUCAAGAAUCAUUGAAGGUCGAAGAUGAAGAAGAAGUCUUGGUUGAGAAAAUCGACCGAGUCUUGAACAAAAUCAUUAAUGAAUCCAGACCAGGCUACUUAUUUGUCCCAAGUGAUUUGAGUGACUUGCAAAUCAGUGAAAGAUUUUUAUUAAAAUCCUUUAAUAAUUCUGAAUUGAAUAAUGAAAUGAUGUUGAACGAUAUUGCCGAUCGUAUUGUUGAAAAAUUAUAUGAGUCGGCUAGACCAUCAAUCAUUGGUGAUUCAUUGAUGACUCGAUUCAAUUUAAUGAAACAGUUUGAUGAAUUUAUUGAUAAAUUACCAACUAAUUUCGUUAAAUUAUUUGCAACAAAUACUUCGAGAAUCAUUGAUGAGUCCAGACCAAAUUUCGUUGGAACCUAUUAUGCCAAAAUCUCUCCAAGUAAUGAGAUUCGAUUCUCUUUGGAAAACGAAACCGACUUGUUAAUCACUUUUGGGUAUUAUAACAUCGAAACAAAUACCGGGGGUUACACGGGGGAUUUCAGUAAGAUUAGCGACCAAGUAAUCAUUCACCCUGAUUAUAUCUUUUUGGAUGGCGAAUACAUCUCUUUGCAAAACAGUAAGAAUGGUGAACGUCAAUUUGCCAUGAGGGACUUGAUGAUCAAAUUGAAUCAAAUUUUGGAUUCAACCAAAUUGAAACACCAAUCCAAUAACAAUAUCAAAUACCAAUAUCAACCACCAACUUUCUCUGAAAAUCUCACCAAAGAUAUAACCCAAGAAGGUUUAGUUGACUUUUUCAACCACCACUUACAAGAUGAUGAUAUCUUGAUGGUGGAAACAUGCUCCUUCAAUUUUGCAAUUCCUGAUUUGAAAUUUCCUCGCGGAGUUAAAUACUUGAAUCAAAUUUACUAUAGCUCUAUCGGAUAUGCAUUACCAGCAACUUUUGGAGUUUGUGCUGCGGUUAAAGACUUACAAAGUAACCGUAGGGUUAUUUUAAUCGAGGGUGAUGGCUCUGCCCAAAUGACAAUCCAAGAAUUAUCCUCCUUCUUAAGAUUUGACGUAACCCCUCCUCAAAUCUUCUUGCUUAACAAUUCGGGUUACACGGUUGAAAGAAUCAUCAAGGGUCCAACAAGAUCUUAUAAUGACAUACAAGACAAUUGGCAAUGGACAAAACUACUCAACUUGUUUGGUGAUACCAACAAUGAUAAACAUAAUAGCGCUACUUUGAAAUCCAUGCAAGAAUUAACGGACUAUGCAGCAAAAUUAACCCACUCCAACAAAAUCGAAUUCAUGGAAUUGAUUUUACAUAAAAUGGAUGUUCCUGAACGUUUCAACUACAUCUGCGGCCGUAAGCCCAUGCCAAACUAACCCCUCCACUAGUUUAUCAGGGCAAAGCUAUUUGAAUAAGUCCUUCAGGCUCCCAACUCAAAUCCAGGUAUUCCCUCGAUUUGAAAGAAAACGCUUCGGUUGCAUACGAACAUCUCCACUGUUCGCACUUAUUCACGCUGCCCUCUCUGGACCGACGGGCCGAUAAUGAUUUUUUCAAACUAGUACAAACCUUUGUAUAUUAAUUGAAUACUCAACCAACAUUGUUUGUUGUUCAUAGAGAGAUACCACUCAAUAUCAAUUGAGAUACGAAAUAAUCAAGCGUUUCUCGCAAUAAUGUAGCUCCCUGUAAUAGGAAUUAUUCUGCCCUUUGCAUAAGUCCA
Molecule: messenger RNA, 2625 nt
Organism: Hyphopichia burtonii NRRL Y-1933
Lineage: Eukaryota; Fungi; Ascomycota; Pichiomycetes; Serinales; Debaryomycetaceae
Gene: ARO10
Product: phenylpyruvate decarboxylase
Exons: 1
Coding region: 431-2284 (617 amino acids)
Molecular function (GO): carboxy-lyase activity; thiamine pyrophosphate binding
Source: RefSeq, a predicted model, not a curated record